AUGGUACCUGCACGCGCCCUCUACGCCAUCACCACCUGGGUGUGGGAUGACGACUACGAAAAGGAAGGCCUGCAAGAGCCCGAGAUCUACGACGACAAAGCUGCCGCCAACACGGCCGCCAGACAUCUCAUGAGGCGCCUCGCCGAUCGGCUCAACCCUUUUGGCGACCGGGACGAGUACAAUUUCGAGGAUAACCUCGACGACGAGGGCCUGUACCGAGGUCAGCUGGAGGGCGGUCCGCACGGUCGCAUCGCUGUCGAAAUGUGCGUCUACAAGGUUGCCCUCAACAAGGCCAGCACGCGGGAGACUGCGAAGCGACCCCUGGACAAUGCCAAGUACGCGUGGGCGGGUGAGAACGGGGCCGACCACGACGACGGCGAAGAGGAAGGGGAAGAGGAAGAGCCUAAAAAGCCUAACAAAAAGGCCAAACCGGCUCCGAAAAAGACCAGCAUCAAAGCCGGCCUCUCCCACACCAACCGCAAGAGCAUGCCGCGCGGCACGCCCAACAGCCUCGCCGGCGUGCGGCUGCUCUUCACGGGCACCUUUUCCAGCAUGGACCGCACCACGUCCGUCGCGACGGCCAAGAAGUUUGGCGCCGACGUGGUGCGCCGGCUCGAGGACACCGACUACGUCGUGGUGGGCGAGCGCGCGGGCCCCAAGAAGCUGCAGGUGAUGAACGAGCUCGAGCUCGAGACGGUGACCGAGGCCGAGUUUUUGGCCAUGCUGCGCGAGGGCGUCGGCGAGGACAAGAGGCAGCGCAUGGCCAACAAGAGGACGGCGGAUGACGAGGAGCGGCCGCAGACGCCGCCCCGGCCAGCCAAGGUGGCGAGGACGGCCAAGGGUCGCGGGAAGAGGAGCAGAUGA
Cordyceps militaris CM01 is the source of this 864-nucleotide messenger RNA. RefSeq lists its product as uncharacterized. Lineage: Eukaryota; Fungi; Ascomycota; Sordariomycetes; Hypocreales; Cordycipitaceae. The transcript has 2 exons. The record is from RefSeq and is a predicted model, not a curated record. Bases 1 to 864 code for a protein of 287 amino acids.